AUGGCGAGCCCACGAGACGAUGCAGCGGAGAACCCCUUCCUUAGUCCAGCGGAUGGACGCAGCAUGAGGAGCUUCACCGCCGACUCCAAAAAUAGCUCGAGGAGCAUGCUACCACUUUUGUACACCCAAGGCCUACUUGAACCACAACGAAGUGGAUAUUCAAUAACACUACUAUUGACGUCAUUAUACUCGACUUUAUGUUCGGCCUUGUUCUUCAUCGUCGCCUUGAUACAGCCAAAAUAUGGACAUGUCGUAUCAGCACGUGGGCGAUUUUCCCCUUCCUCGGCGGCGCUAUUGACGGCUUUCAUCGCCAAGACUGUCGAGCUGUCAUUCGUGAUGGUAUUCUUGGCAUUCAUAGGGCAGGUCCUGUCGCGAAGAGCUAUUCAGCAGAAAGGCAUCAAUCUGGCUAGUGUCUCGAUGCGAUCCUGGAUUCUUCAACCAGGGAAAUUAUUCAGCGGGUGGCACAGCGUCAGGGUCGCUGGCUUCAGUGUAUUGGGAGUACUCUCACUGAUUACGGCCAUUCUCUCUCUACUAUAUACAACCGCUGCAGGUGCUCUUGUGCAACCACAGCUACGCCUCCCGCCCUGGGAGCAUCAAAUGCUUGCUGGUCAAGUAGAUGGCGACUUCUCCAGCACCUUGAAAGCUGAUAGGACUUGUCUCACUGCCUGGCCUGAUGUCGGCGACACACAAUGGGGCGGUAGCACAUGUCUUGCCAUGAAGUGGUCUUCGCUCUGUGGCCGCAACUUUAUCAAAUAUAUGUCCGCAUGGGACGAUCAAGCAGCUGCAACAAACCCUGCUUGGAUGUCUGAGCGCCUUCUGGAACGAAAGCCGAUCAGUGCGUCGCUAGACAACAACGUCACUGUCACUACCGCGUGGCUUGAUGAUCAUGAUGUCGCUACUGAGUCUGAAAAGGCAGGCAGGAUAAUCAACAACAUCACUAUAGCCGUCCCCCACCGUGGGAUACCGGCAGCAGCUCGCAAUGUCCAGAAUGACUUAUUGCAGCCAGAAGAUCUGCAUGAUGGUGGCUCAUACUCUAUCCACGCUUCAGUCGCCAGCUUCGCACUCAACGCACUUUGUGUCAAUGCCAAAGAGGAAGAGCUCGCUCCACUCAUAUAUACCAAUUGGCCCAAUGCAAUUCCCAUGGAAGAAGGCUCGAAGUCGGUCAACUGGUGGCCCAUUCUAGGAUUUCCAGAGGGUACCAACACGAACAACAAAACGGUGCUUGACGAUGUGUUUGGAUGGAAGGACGAGACUGAAGAUCACUCGCGUGCUAGACCAAUCUUUCUCAAGUACCCGAAAGCAGGAAACACGAUCGCAAACCACACUCAAGUACCCUACGAGCUCGGCGACCGACCAGAAGUCUACCUGCUCGGCAAAGCACCCGACAACACAACCAAAGACUACUUCCUCUGCUCCAUGAAAGCCGGCAUCACGACUUCCUGCACUACACGCUACAACGCAUCAUCCGGCGGCCAAAGCCUCGAAGCCGUCUGCGACGACGCAAACGGAAAGCACAGCGACGACUCCGCCAUCCAACCCCUCCGUUCCACCGACGACAGAACAGCGCUAGUCGGCUGGCGCGACCUAGGCUUCAACCUCCUCAACUCCCUCAGUCUAAACAACGGAGUCUUCGACGGCGACGCCUCAACAGCACGCAUAUUCACCCAACUCCAACUCACAGAGCCCAAACUUAACAAGACCUUACCGAGUCCAGCAGAAGCACUCCUAAGCAUGACAACAUGCACCGUCCUCGACCUAACCCAAAACUUCCCCUUCCAACCCUUCUCCCCCACCUCCGCCGACGACUUCAACACCCCCCAAAUGCAGUACUUCAACGCUUCCGUCCGUGUAGCACAGUAUAUGUCCGGCGGCGAAAAGAGCUACCAAAAAGCGCUCCUUGUUGUCCUCGCUCUCACACUGCUCAUCAACAUCUUCAUCCUGAUCUACUUCGCCGUGCUGCUGCGCAUCAAACUCAUCACGGAUCUGUGCGAGCCGCUUGUGCUGUUUGUCCUUGGAUACCAUUCUCCGCCGUCGGAUGGCCUGUUCCAGGGGAGGCCGCAGGAGGGGCCGCAGAAGAGGGAUAUGCAGGUUGAUUGGAUUGUUAAGAGGAAGGGGGAGCAGUUGGUUGUUGUGGGGAUGGGGUAG
Messenger RNA from Alternaria conjuncta, 2145 nucleotides. RefSeq lists its product as uncharacterized. The record is from RefSeq and is a predicted model, not a curated record. The transcript is spliced from 8 exons. The coding region runs from base 1 to 2145 and encodes 714 amino acids. NCBI's taxonomy places the organism in Eukaryota, Fungi, Ascomycota, Dothideomycetes, Pleosporales, Pleosporaceae.